AUGCCGUUCAAAAAAGGUCACAAGCUCAAUCUUGGGCGCAGCAGACGGACCACCCUCAAUGUCACCCGCACUCCAACACCACGAGUUUACGACGACGAAGACGACGAAGAAAUGGCCGAUGUCGACGAUACACGUGAUGCGACCGAACUCGAGCAUGAUGAGGAUGUCGAGGAUGCUGCAACACCCGCUGGCGACGACGGGGAAGAGGACGAUGACGAGCCGAGAAUAACGAGUAUGCCGCGGCGAAGAGCAGGAGGAGGUAAAGCACGUGGGCGGCAAAGCAGAGGGCGCGAUCUGGAUGGCACACCUGAACCUGGCAUGGACGACGAAAGCGAGAAUGGUACACCUUUGCGCCGGAGGAGAGGCAGGCCAGGCGCGGAACGGGGCAGUGCGCGAGGCAGAGGCGGCUUCAGAGGGAGGCGGAAAGGACAAGCACCCGAUGCGCCGACGCAUGUCACAGACAAGGACGGCAGUGUGUACGAGGUCCAGAACGAUGAGGCCUUGGUCGACCAGGAUGAUGAGGGCGACGAGAAAGUCGACGAGUCCGGCAUCUUGAAGGGCGGCAGAGAAUAUCGCGUUCGGACCUUCACCAUCAUGGGCAAAGGUGAGAGACUGUACAUGUUGAGCACGGAACCAGCCAGGUGUUGCGGCUUCAGGGACAGCUACCUGUUCUUCACGAAGCACCCCAAGCUCUACAAAGUCCUAGUGGGCGAAGAAGAGAAGAAGGACCUCAUCGAGCGUGGGAUCCUGCCAAACUCUUACAAGGGCCGCAACAUCGGUGUUGUAGCAGCACGAUCAGUGUUCAGAGAAUUCGGCGCAAAGAUCAUCGUUGGUGGUCGCAAGGUCAUCGAUGACUACAGAGUCGCCGAUGCUCGUGCCAACGGCGAAGUAGAAGGCGAGCUCGUGGACCCGGACGACCAUGUGCCGGACGACCGCUCGCAGUAUAACAGGAAUCGGUAUGUUGCUUGGUUUGGUGCGAGCGAGGUGUAUAGACAACAAGGAGUAUCCACGGUGCCGGGAGCUAAGCCACAAAUCAGGAAGCACAGGAAUAACAUUACGGUGCAAAAUUGGCAAUUCAUGCAUGCGAGAGAGGCGAGCCGCUUCAACACCGCCGCAACGCAGCUCAGAAAAGCGAACCUCGAAGGUGUCUACGACAACAACACGAACAUGAUGUUCUACCCAAAGAUCAUGCAACCCACUCAUGCCAAAUGGGAGCACAUUCCAGCAGGCACACAACAAUCGGACAGCAAACAGCUCACCAACGGACACCUCCCCAAUGGCUCCUCCUCUGAUCACGACAGCGUCAUGUCAACCGAGGGCCAACAAAGCGACACAAUCUUCUCCGACGUCCCAUCUCUCAUCUCCCGCACAUUCACAGUCAUCGACACAACCUACAGCGCGCCUCCAAUAUCAAGCGUAGGCUACCCCGGCCCAGACGGGCAUGUCGAGGACCCAACAUCAGGACCCAACGGCCUCAGCACUGUACCCCAAGACCUCAUCGACGAGCUCCCAGCUGAAUGCCGCGUGGCUUUCGAGGAAGCGAAGGCUACAGAGCUGGGCUGGAAGCAACGAUGGGGUACGGAGGCUCACAGUGGACAGAGAGGGCAGUUGAAGAUUGGCUUUCUUGGGUAUCCUGUUUGA
This is a messenger RNA of Fulvia fulva, 1641 nucleotides long. RefSeq names its product Chromatin structure-remodeling complex subunit rsc7. The transcript is spliced from 3 exons. Lineage: Eukaryota; Fungi; Ascomycota; Dothideomycetes; Mycosphaerellales; Mycosphaerellaceae. Bases 1 to 1641 code for a protein of 546 amino acids. Gene Ontology annotation, cellular component: nucleus. Gene Ontology annotation, molecular function: chromatin DNA binding. The record is from RefSeq and is a predicted model, not a curated record.